GGACGCUGCAUCGCCAUGUUGGCGAAUUUUUCGCGCAGCCGAUAGGUGUCCGGUGAUCGCCGCGCGCAAGCUUCGGCUCGGCGAUAAAACGUCAUGGGUACCUCUGGAUCCUGCAAAAACCAGUGGAAAUCGAGUGUCCCGCGUCCUCCUCGGCCUCGUCGUCGCGGAAGAGCGGAGAACAGAGCGACGAGGCUGAAAGAAGCCGAGAAGAGCCGGAGUCCGAAUAUAGAUGGAAUAUGGGGUCAGAAGCCGCGCGCUCGAGGCCGGAGCGACCUCGCCAGCCUCGACGAGCAGCGGCGCCGGGAACGGAGCUGCUAGCUGGCUCGAGUCCGCAGCCGCCGCCGUUUACGGUGCCCACCCUCUGGCCGCUGCGGUGUACCCCUUGCCGGCAGCUGCCCUCAUCCUGAACUCGUUGCACGCGCUCCAGUCGAAUGCGGCCGCGGCGGCGAUGGAGCUCGUCUGGAAAUCCGGCAAACGGCAGCCGCCCGACGACUUGGAUCCCGACGACGAGGAUGACGAGUCCACGGCCGAAGAAGGGGACAAGAGGAAGAGGAAGAAGAGGCGCAGGACGCGACGCAGGGAACGAGGUGGCGCAGACAGCGAGGAAGAGCCGGAGCCUGACCGCGCCGCGGUUGAGGAGGAGGCCGAGGAGAACCGAAGCGCGGAGGAGAACGACGGCAGCGCCGAGAGCUGGAGGGACACGCAGAUGCCCAUACUGAGCAGCUGGAUGCUAGACGCAUACACCUCGAUGCUAGGCAGGUUGUCAGCGGCUACGGCCGCCCUCGAGGCCACCGACGUACGAUCGAAUCCCAGCUCGGACAACGAGUCGGAGAGCGAUCGCUCGUCCUGCACCGACAUGUUAUCAAGGGAAAGCAGCCCAAGCAGUAGAAGCGUCCGGAAACAGCCAUGCCCGCCAACAUCGAAUCCAGCCUCGCGAGCAAAGAAGAAACGCCCGAACAACGGCAGCAGCAAAGCUCGAGCAAAAGCCAACGGCAACAGUAAUGGCAGCAAUGCCAACAAGGAAUCUUCGGAAGCCGCGAACACGGACGGCUCCUCCAGCUCCUCUCAGGGCAAGAAACGUUCGUUGGCAUUACAGCGCGUCAGGUAUAGGUACGAAAGAGAGGAGUACCGCUGCUCGUUGUGCUCUUACGCGUGCACCAUCGAGAAGGCCUUUCAGAGGCAUCUACGAGCCCACGCCAGGGGCACCGCCACCGAGAGCAGGGUGAGCUGCGCUGUUUGCGGCGCCGACCGCUCCUCCGAGGUUGACCUCAGCAAGCACAUGCGUCGACACCGAGACAAUCGUUAUUUCUGCUGCGACAUCUGCAUCUUUCGCACCGUCCAGCUGAAGAAGUUGAUCCAGCACCGUCGAAUGCACACCGGUGAAAAGCCCCACCUCUGCCCGCACUGCGCCUACAGAAGCGCUCGCCGCGACAAUCUGCGCAGUCACGUUCGUCGCGUUCACAAGAAGGAGAACCUCUACUGCGACACCUUCAGUCCCCGCGGAAUGUUCAUCGCCCCGAAGGUUCAGCAAUCACCUGACGACCGGCAGCAGUCCCAGCAGUCCCAGCAGUCCCAGCAGUCCCAGCAGUCCCAGCAGUCCCAGCAGCCGGAGCAGCCGAUGCUCGAGAACGACGAGGAGGAAGAGGAGGAG
Messenger RNA from Nasonia vitripennis (jewel wasp), 1651 nucleotides. RefSeq names its product zinc finger and BTB domain-containing protein 49. The annotation marks the transcript as partial. Gene Ontology annotation, biological process: regulation of gene expression. Gene Ontology annotation, cellular component: nucleus. The transcript has 6 exons. Lineage: Eukaryota; Metazoa; Arthropoda; Insecta; Hymenoptera; Pteromalidae. The record is from RefSeq and is a predicted model, not a curated record.